GGGCUAAAUUUAGACAAAUUAGUAAUUAGUUUAACAGAAAGUGAAUGAGUAACGAGGGGUGAGUGUUAUGGGCGUUCUAGGUAUAUUUUUAACUUGUGCCAUCUGCACCGAUUGUUUCCCGUCAGCAAGUCUCUUCUCUUCAAUAAUGUUGUUAAAAGUGCUUUUUUAAUGAUUCCAUUAAAAUGUUUUCGAUAAAAUGCAGUAAUUUAUUGUUAGGCCUCUGCGUCGUACAGCUUUGUUCAUCAGAGAUAGCAUCGUUUUAUGGAUCUAGUUAUGUCAAUGUACCUUAUCAAGAUGCUAAAAGUACGACAGAAAUUAGUUUUGCUUUUCGUACGAAACAUUUGGAUGCUUUCCUGUUUUUGGCUGCUGGCAAAACAGACUACUGUUUUGUCCUGUUGGAAGCUGGUAGACUAAAGGUAAAGAUUAAUCUCGGAGCAGGAGAGUCGGAGAUAUCUUCACCAAGAGGACUUAGACUUGAUGAUCUUAACUGGCAUCUGGUUAACAUAUCGCGGAAAGAAGGAGAUUUGAAUUUGGCAGUUGAUAAAAUACACAUUGUCAGAGAAAAACUGCCAAUUGGAUUCUAUGAGCUGAAUAUGUAUGGUGGUUUGUACAUUGGCGGUCAAGGAGAUUUUUCUGAAUUAUUCUUAGGCCAUACAAAUGGGUUACGUGGUUGUCUACGAGAUGUUCGUUAUAAUGCAGUACCAGAUGUUUUGAGUAGAGCACGAUGGCGAACUGGUAGAGCCGAUGCUCAUUCAAUAUCUUGGGGUUGUGUAAAUGAAUUUGAUGCACCAAAAGAAUCAAGUAUAUCAUUUCUUGAAGAUGGUGCUUAUAUGGCUAUUCCUAGUAUAUUAACAUCAAGAACUAAUGUCAAGUGGCAAUUUUCCAUAAAAACAAUAUCUGAAAUUGGAUUGAUUCUUUACAAUUCUAAAAAAAGCUCAACAUUAAGUAGACAUAGUGGGAAUGUGGAUUUUGUUGGUGUAGAACUUGUUGGUGGUAAAAUACGUGUUGCUCAAAAUUGGGGUUCUGGUGUUACUGAACUCUAUUCUGAUGUUACUAUCAAUGACGGAGUUUGGCAUUCUAUUAAUGUUGCUAUGGAAGCUGGUGGACUUGAUGUAACUAUUGAUGCACCCAAACAUAGAUAUCGUUUGGCAUUAAAUAAUUCAGCUCUACCAUCAAAACAUUUAGAUCUUUCAACUAUUUUGUAUGUUGGUGGACUGGAAGUAAAUAUGAGAAGUGGAGCAUUAGCUUCUGGCAUGCUUUCAGCAGGAAAUAGUUUUAAAGGAUGUAUUCGAGGAAUUUCAAAUGAUGGACGUGCACUUGGUUUACCAGAUGCAUUAGAUACCUCCAAACUCAUAUCCCGUUGUGUUUGGUCAUACGCAUGUACAGAAAAACCUUGUGUUCAUUCACCUGACAUUGGAUGUUCUCAAGUUGGAAUAAAUUCCUUUAAAUGUGUUGGAUGUGAAAAUCACAAUGACCCACAAUGUGUUCGUCCUGAAUUUGUUCAAACACAUAAUGCAAUGUUAAAAGUUCCGUUACCAAUUUCUAUUGAAGUGUUAACUGUAAACAAUUUAAUCGUAGUUGAAGGUUCUACAGCAACUCUAACUACAUCAGUUAUUAGUUUGAUACUAGAUUAUAACCAUUAUGGGGUUCGAGAAGCAGGUGUUCAAUUUCAUAUUGUUCAACCAUAUGCUAAACAUGGAAAGUUGAAUAUUGAGUCUUCUAAAUCAUCUACUGGGAUUUCAAUCUCUACAUUUAACAUGCUCAAUAUUUUAAAAAAUGAGGUCUUUUAUGUUCAUGAUGGAUCUGAAAGUACUCAAGAUUUUAUAACACUUGAUCUUGAAUUCACAUCUAAUGAAGGUUUAUUGCUACCAGAUUAUUUACAAGAACGACAGAGAUUUAUAUUACCUGUUAAUAUAACUCCAGAAAAUGAUACACCAACUAUUCGUAUACCAUCUGAUUACAAUUUUAUUCUUGCACAGGGUACAUGGAAAAUGCUGGAUAAGGAUAAAAUAGUAGUAAUCGACCGGGAUUCUAGCCCUGAAAGACUUAUUGUAUCUAUAAUGAAUAUUAGUGGUGGUUAUUUAGAUACAACUGAUAAUCCAAAUGUACCACUAGAAACAUUUACCGUUGCUCAGAUGAAUAAUGGAUUUAUUGGUUAUAGACACACUUCAAAUGAAACUGGUCAUUUUACUUUUACUCUAAAAGUAUCUGAUGGUGAAAAAGAAAGUGCCAUUACAUUGAUACCUGUUAAUGUUUAUAGUUUAUCAUUGACUCAUGUUCAAAAUACAGGUGCCAUUUUAGCUUAUAAAUCAUCUGUUGUAAUUAGUCCUUCUAAUUUAACAUUUGUAACUAAUGCUGAUGAUCCAUCCCUUGAGUUGACAUUCAAAGUUGUAAAACAUCCAAAAUUUGGAGCACUAAAACUAAUUGACGGGGAACAAGCACAAGAUAAAAUUACUGUAUUUACUAAUCAUCAAUUAGAAAAGAAACUUGUCAGUUAUGUACAUAAUAGUGAAGGUUCUCCAACAAAAGAUUUUUUUAAAUUUGAAAUAUGGUCUGGUCAAGUAAAAUUAGGUGAAACAUAUAAGUUUGAAUUUAAUUUUGUUGAAGUACAUUUGACUGUGGAUGUCUUUGGUCCUUUAAAAUGGCAGGGGUCUAGUGAGACUGCAGUAAAAAGUGAUUCUAUUAAAGUACAAACCCAUCCAAUACUUUUACACCCAAGCUCCAUCAUUUUUGAAUUAACUAAAACUUCACACACCGCUUCAUUAUACUUAAGGAAUAAACCCUUGGUAGACGGUGAAACAUGGACUCAAAAUGAUGUAGACUCUGGUCUUCUGACAUUAAAACUUCACCAUGACACAUACUCUGCUGCCACAGAUUUAUUUGAUGUAAAAAUAAGUGCACCUCGCUGUCAACCAAUAGUGUCUAAGUUGUUGAAUUUUGAAUAUUCACCAAGUCCAUUAUUGGUUCAAGCAGUUUCUGCUUUUAUUCAUCCUUUAGAAGUUGUAGAAGGCAGUUCAUCUCCAUUGACUGAUAAACACAUCUCAAUUAAAUGUGUUGGUGUAAAUCAAUUACGUUAUGAAAUUUUAUCUGGUCCAGAACAUGGUUAUUUACAUUUAUUGAUUAAUAAUAGUACAGUUAAAAAUGUAACUGUGUUCACUGAAGAUGAUUUGUAUGAUAGUACAUUGUCUUAUUCACACGAUGGAUCUGAAAAUAAUUGUGAUUAUUUCAAAUUUUUAGCUACUUCAAAAAAUGCUAAUUUUCAAUAUGUUGGUCAAGUUAAUAUAUCUGUGCAACUAAUCAAUGAUAACCCUCCAAGUUGCAUGACAGAAGAAAAUAUACGUGUAGUCACAGGUAGUGAUAGAACUAUAACUAAUCAUAAUUUACAAUGUCAUGACAAAGAUAUUGAUACACCAGUUGCAUCGUUGAUUUUUACUAUAAAUUCAAUUUCAAAUGGAAUUAUAUUAAAUACUGCUAAUGAUCCAUUUACAACAGUUAUGAAAUUCACUCAAGAAGAAGUUAAUAAUGGAAAAUUGAUUUAUCGUGAUGAGUUUUCAGCUGAUACUAAACAAAAUAGAAAUAGUGUUGUGGAGCUUGGAGUAUUUGAUGGAAAACAUUCUAUUGAUCUUAAACUUCAAGUUGAAUCUUCUCCUCCAUUUAUAAAAGUAUUAAAUAAUUCUCAGUUAAUGUUAAGACAAGGAGGAGCUGCUACUAUAACAACUAAUCAUAUUUAUGCUGAUACUAAUUUAAACAUACACUCUGAUAAAAUUAACUAUCAAGUAAUAAAUGGCCCUGAUCAAGGAGAAAUAGAGCUUGGUACAAACCUUGAGCCUUUAAAAACUACUAUAUUUAGUCAAGCUGAACUUGAAGCUGGGCAUGUACGCUACCGUCAUAAUGGUGAUGUGGAAAGUGUUCGAGAUAGAGUAACCAUCCGUGUAACUGCUGGUAGUACUGUGUCUAGAGAAUUAGAAUUUGAUAUAAGGCUUUUACCACAACACUAUUGGGAACCACUUGAAGUUACUAAGAAUUCUCCAAUAAUAGUUGAUGAGUCUACCACUAUUGCAGUUACCAGACAAUAUCUUGAAGUAAAACAAGAUAUGGUGCCACCUUCAGAUAUUAUGUACUUGGUAAAAGAACCCCCACAUUAUGGUUAUUUAGAAAAAGAAUCCAAUGAAGAAGACCCUGGAAAUCCAGAAAGCAACCAUUUAACUACAUUCAAUCAAAGUCUUAUAAAUAGUGGUCACCUUUACUAUGUUCAAUCAACCAUGAAUCAAAGUACUGAUCGAUUGGUCGUUGAUAUUACAAAUGGAGUAGUUUCAUUAUAUGGUCUUGUUAUAAGUUUUGUGAUUGUGCCAAAAAAUGUAUAUUUAACAAGCUCUCAGCUUAAUGUUAUUGAGGGAGGAAAUGUGACUUUAAGCGCCGACACAUUUCCAGUUAUGAGUUCUUAUUACACAGAUAGAGUAUCUCGAUAUUCAUUGGUUAGUGCUCCAAACCAUGGGCGUAUUGUACGAACUACUGCUGACAGUUUUGAUCCAACUAUAGACUAUUGGAGUCCCAAACAACUAGCGAGAUCACAAAUAAUGUAUGUUCAUGAUGGAUCUGAGAGUACUGACGAUAGUUUUUCAGUUAAAGUAGGAGUAUCUGAUGAGAAAGAAAGUGCUCCAGUUGAUAUAGAAGUUAAAAUAAAUCCAGUAAACAAUCAAAGACCAUUGAUUACAAGAAACACUGGUAUUAAAGUUUGGAAAGGUGGAAUUGGGCUCAUAACUUCAGAUAACUUGACUGUUGAAGAUAAAGACACGGAUGUUUCUAACUUGACUUUUAUAGUAUCAUCAUCUAGAUGUGGUCAUGUAAUUAUAGAAUUGCAACGAACUGAAAAAUUUACUCAAGCACAAAUUGAUCAGAGUAUUGUUUAUUUUCAACACUCAGGAGAAUUUUGUGAUGGUGAAUUGGAACUAUCAGCUACUGAUGGUCUACAUUCUACGGAGGUUGUACUAUUUCAUAUAAUAGCAGAACAAGCCUCCGUGAAAAUUUUAGUCAAUAACCCUCUGCGGGUAUUUCCAAUGCUUGGACGUCAAUUGACUAUUGACCAUUUAAUGGCUCAAUGUGAUGAUCCAAGUUAUCAGGUUACUUACAUUGUAAGAAAUGCACCAAGAUAUGGCAUUGUGUCUAAAAGUGCUUCAUAUGAAGAUUCAAAUCAAAUGGCAAUUACAAAUUUUACACAAAAAAACAUAAAUGAAUCAGCUGUGUGGUAUCAUCAUCUAUCAAAAUAUUUUUCCAGUAACACUACCAAUGAUAUUUUUACAUUUGAUGCCAUGUGUGAAUAUGCUAUUCCAAUUACUAAUCAAACUUUCAAUUUAGAAAUUACUGUAUCAUCUGGUGGUCUUGAAGAACUUUUAAUUGGUGAUAAGACUAGAGAACUUGUGGUUAAAGAAGGAGAAUCAACGAUUAUUGACUUAAAUACUACUGCCAUUUUAACAUUUUUAGUAAAUAGCAUUGGCAUUAGAUCGCCAACUAUCAAAAUUGAACUCACAAAUGAACCUAAGCAUGGUAAUGUGUGCCUUGAUGAUGAUUGUGAUCGACGAACAUUUUCCCAGGGUCAUAUGCGACGUAAUCAAGUCAGAUAUGUACAUGAUCAUUCAGAUACCUUAUCUGAUAGUUUAGAAUUUUCCGUUUACUUGGACAUUGAUCCUACUGCUGUCCCUUUAUGUAAUGUCACCAUUCCAGUAAGCAUCAUACCUGUAAACGACCAACCAUUCUUUUUAACUCAGUCAUAUCCAAAUUUAAGACUUGUUCAAGGACAAUCUGUAACAUUGACUAGAUCAGAACUGUUGACUGAAGAUCCAGAUACACCACCUGAACAAAUUGUUUAUGACAUUGUAACUGGACCUGCCUACGGUACUAUCUGUUUGGCUGGUAUUAAAAAUUCUGUUAGAUUCACUCAAGCUGAUAUUGAUGCUGGCGAAGUAGUUUACAAACACGAUGGUCAGUUGAAUCCUACUACAUUUUAUUUUCGAGUAUGGGAUGGUCAGUUUAAUCCAGUCUAUAAAGUCUUUCAAAUAUAUGUCAUACCUGUUACUCUGAAUGUAACUGUGUCAUUACCUUUGCCAUUACUUCAAGGAACAUAUGAAACUGUAGUGAAUGAAAAAUUAUUCCAAGUCGAGACAAAUGGAGACAAGGAUUCUGUUGCUUACAAUAUCUCAAUGAAUCCUAGGCAUGGAAUUGUCUAUGUAAAUGGAACAAAAUCUAAAUUAUUUUCUCACAAAGAUUUAAAAGAUGGUAGAGUAAUUUAUAGACAGACGGAUUUGACCUCUGCAGCAGAUGCAUUACGAUUAUCUGCUCAAAUGCAUUGUGAACAAUCUCCUAUAAUUAAAGAUUUGUGGUUAAAUAUCAGUGUUGAACCUUUGGUGAAAACUGGAGCGUUUUAUCCUCUAACAGGAUUAAAAUCACAACUUGGUGUCCAAGUUUUGAAUGCUGAAAUAUUAGCAAAAACCACAAGUUCUGAUCCAAAAUACAAAAUUUUAAGAAAACCAAAGUUUGGAAAAUUGAAAAAAAUUGUUAGGCGGUCAGGAGACAAACAAGUAAUUCGUGAAGUUGAUGUUACAAAAUUUUCACAUGGAGAAAUAGCAAGUGGAAUAGUGUAUUUUGUGGCAAAAAAAGUACUAGAACCAGUAGAAGACAGUUUUCCAUUUUUAUUAACAGCAAAUGGUGUUCAACCAGCGAUUGGUGAAUUGCGAUUUCAUGUAUCUGUGGCUGAGCCACCUUCUACUACAACACCACAUUUGCCUACUACCACAUUUAAGUAUUCCUUAACCUCUGUCAGCAAAAAACCAGAUAUUGUAGAAAUAGCGAGACCAAAUAUGAGUGAUGACUAUUUGUUAUGUGUUGGGUUCAUUAUGGCUGUAGUGGUAGCGUCCCUUGUCAUUGUUGUUCUUAUAAGGUGUAGAUCCAAGAAACGCGCAGAAGAGUUGGAUAAAAUGAAUCCCAUGCCUUUACCUUGCCCUCCUGAUGAUUUAAUGACCACGUCUCCUAGAAUGGACAAAAAUGAAAAUCACGGAUGUAAAGUAAUAGCUUUGGGUCCACCAGAACAUACUGAACCAGAGACUGAUUUUAAUAUGAGAUAUCCAUAUGGUGCUGCUGAUGAAGAAUACAGUAGCAGUGCUGAUGGUACAGAACAAAAUAAUCCAAUGCUUAGAAGAAAUCAAUAUUGGGUUUGACGUAAGUAGUUAAUAGUAUCAAACUAUUAUUUAUUAAGUUAAAUAAAUUUAAAUAU
Melanaphis sacchari is the source of this 7267-nucleotide messenger RNA. It is a transcript of the gene kon, whose product is annotated as chondroitin sulfate proteoglycan 4. The coding region runs from base 183 to 7211 and encodes 2342 amino acids. The transcript is spliced from 21 exons. The record is from RefSeq and is a predicted model, not a curated record. NCBI's taxonomy places the organism in Eukaryota, Metazoa, Arthropoda, Insecta, Hemiptera, Aphididae.